This is a messenger RNA of Paramuricea clavata, 2467 nucleotides long. The record is from the annotation of a GenBank genome assembly. Lineage: Eukaryota; Metazoa; Cnidaria; Anthozoa; Malacalcyonacea; Plexauridae.
AUGGAAUUGUGGUCGUGCGCAUUUGUCUGCGCAGUUUUCAUAAAUCCGUCUCACCUCACUACACAUGCGCAAUCAGCUCAAAUUUGUCUCACUUCAGUGCACGUGAUCUGUGCUGAUAUUGUUCAAUGCGCUUUGGAACGUAUUGGCAUAUUGUUCAACGCGUGCUCUGUGCUCAUAUUGUUCCUGAACGCGCUUUGGAACGUAUUAGCAUAUUGCGAAGAAAAGAGAUUCGAAUUAGACUAUAAAACAUUAAAAAGGUAAGAGAUUUUAACCUUAUAAAUUGUCCUAAUAUUGUAAAGUUGGCUACGGCUUGAUAUUUUUUAUUGACUAUUAAUGUAGUGCGAAGAUCAUUAUUGGUGGUAUUGGAUCAUUAUUUGGUAAAAGGUACGAGAUAUCAACCGAUAUUCUGUUUUUCAAUAAGCGCAAGAUUGGCAGUUGUUUGUUGUUUUGCCUGAUUUUUUAGUUUAAUUUGUUUCGCUAUAUACACCGUGUAAUAUUAGCGCAGUUGGUGGCUGGAUAUUUGGUUUAGCAUUUCGUGCGACGUGUGACAGAUAGUAUUUGUAUGUGGCGUAUUUGAAAUAUAUCGUUUAUUGUUUUGCUUGCUUCGAUUUAUAAACUAUUUUUAAUCAGUUGAAGUUUUAAGAUAGAAAAACAUUUUACUAGCUUUGGCCCUUUUAAAAUUUUGGCGUAUUUGAGCCUCGUGUUCAGUUGGCGUCUUUGCUCGCCUGACACCUCGUGCGAAAUAUUACUAUUAGACUAUAAAACCUUAAAAAGGUAAGAGAUUUUAACCUUAUAAAUCGUCCUAAUAUUGUAAAGUUGGCUAUGGGAUAUUUUUUAUUGUUACCAAUAAUGAUCCUGUACCACCAGGCGAUCUUCGCACUACAUUAAUAGUCAACAAAUUGAAAAUCAAUAAAAAAUAUCAAGCCAUAGCCAACUUUACAAUAUAAGCCAUAGCCAACUUUACAAUAUUGUCCUAAUAUUGUAAAGUUGGCUAUGGCUUGAUAAUUUUUAUUGAUUUUCAAUUUGUUUGACUAUUAAUAUAGUGGGAAGAGUCACUAUAGGUGCCUGGUGGUACUGGAUCAUUCUUGGUAAAAGUGUUACGAAAGUAUUAAAAAUAGUAUAAAAAAUAGUUCAAUUUGCACCCCAGGUAAUUAUAAAAUACUAAUUACGUCGAAUGGAGAGAUAAUGAGCAUAAUAAAACGGAUUAAGUAAAUCUCAUUUCGGACUUGAGAUUUAGAUAGACGGAUAGAUAAUUCGUCAAACUGUCAAAGUUGACCGAUAACCUUGCAUGGUGGCCUGUUGUGUUUACAUAAUCCAAGGCUGGCCCUUCAUUGACCGUGAAUGAGUGCAUGCUUAGGGCGUUUCUGUCAAUCAUUCUUUGGUAUAUUUCGCGCGGUUGAGUAAUGAUAACAUUACGUCAUCAAAAUCUUGGUUCAAUAAAAUUGUAAGUAAAUUUAGUUUAGUAUAUAUCGUUUAUUGUUUUGCUUGCUUCGGUUUAAGGUUUUAAGAUAUAGAAAAACAUUUUACUUUGGCCCGUUAAAAAUUGUUUUCGGCGUAUUUGAGCCUCGUGUUCAGUUGGUGUCUUUGCUCGCCUGACGCCUCGUGCAAAAUGUUACUAUUAGACUAUACAAAUUAGUGAUGGGCGAUACCAGGAUUUUUAAUUCGAUACCGAUACCGAUACUUUUAAGAUCGGUAUCGGCCGAUACCGAUACCUAUUUCGAUACCAAACUGAAGACAAAAUUUCAAUUUUCGAUACCGGAAGUGAGUACUUAAAUUGCUAGUAUCGGCUACUUUCGAUACCUGCCGCUCAGCGGAAAAACCUUUUACAUUACUGUAUGUAACCUAAAUAAAGGUAUAAGUAAAGUAAACCAAAAGCCCGAAACGUAAUAAAUAUUUUCUAUACAUGACUUGGCGCACCACAUUUGGAAUAUUAACAGUUAUUUUAGUGGUUCAUUAAGUCUUAUUCAACCAAGAAGUGAAAUUAAACCAGUCUUUUAAAAACGGGUGCAAAUAUCGAACGAUACCACGUCAGUAAUCGAUACCGAUACCGCUGUUUGUGGUAUCGCUGGUAUCGAAUACCGAGUACUCGGUAUCGCCCAUCACUAAUAUAAAUUGUCCUAAUAUUGUAAAGUUGGCUAUGGCUUGAUAUUUUUUAUUGAUUUUCAAUAGAGAGGACGGUGAUGCUGAAGGCUUGCCGAACACAGAAAAAGUCGAAUGCCCUGCAGAAGGAGUUUCAUCUCUUCAGCGCUUUUCUUCCUGCAAAAAGUGCCAAACGAAACUAAUUCGAAAUGAUGAAAAACAAUUGGUUAAAUGCGCAGAGUGUGGUUUGGCGCAAUUAUUCCACAAAUGCCAGCAGCGUUUAAUCGCAAACGUCAUGUUCUUGAAGGCGGGAAAUACAAUAUCUCAUUGUAUCAUAUUUACACAAGUCAAGUCGCUGGAGGUUCCACGGAAAGCUUUGAAUCGUUAG